AUGAGUGAUAUGGUAGCCAUUUCAGCUAUACUCAUUAGUCAUUGUGGAAUCCUGAUUCCGCUGAGGAUCAAACUCAAAUUGUAUGCAGGUAUUGAGCGCAUGCAGGCUGCAGACUCGAAAAGCAAUGUACUGACCGGCAGCGUGCAUAUUGCAUACGGGAAGGGGUGGUACGGGCCGGGUCCUGUAGCCUAA
Messenger RNA from Bipolaris oryzae ATCC 44560, 192 nucleotides. RefSeq lists its product as uncharacterized. The record is from RefSeq and is a predicted model, not a curated record. The transcript has a single exon. The coding region runs from base 1 to 192 and encodes 63 amino acids. NCBI's taxonomy places the organism in Eukaryota, Fungi, Ascomycota, Dothideomycetes, Pleosporales, Pleosporaceae.